Molecule: messenger RNA, 429 nt
Organism: Fusarium mangiferae
Lineage: Eukaryota; Fungi; Ascomycota; Sordariomycetes; Hypocreales; Nectriaceae
Exons: 3
Coding region: 1-429 (142 amino acids)
Source: RefSeq, a predicted model, not a curated record
AUGUCUGAAAACCGAGACACUGUCAUCCAGCUCCUCGAUCGUCUCAAGCAGGAGAAGCACCCUGGCGCCCAGACCCUGAAGGACUACAUCAACGAGACCUCCAACCUCAAGGACGUCAUGAUGGCGGUUGUUAAGGACAUCGUAGCCGCGAAGAAUGUUCUCGGUCUCACCGGUGACCGUGCCGCCGGACUCAACGCUUGCCGUGAGGAGCUCUGCUGCGCCUUCGACAAACAUUGCCGCACCACUAAGGAUGGCUACGAUCGCCUCUACCACCCUCGAUUCACCUGCCGCAUUCAGACCUUCGAGGUUCUUGCUGCAGAGGAUCAGGUCGAGGUCGUUCUCCGAAUCCCGCUUCGCGAGUACAACGACUCCCCCCACGUCCUCAAGCCUGGCAAGUGCGAGGUCUCCCUCAUCGUGAAGGAGAACUAG